Messenger RNA from Alligator mississippiensis (American alligator), 1307 nucleotides. It is a transcript of the gene NOSIP, whose product is annotated as nitric oxide synthase interacting protein. Gene Ontology annotation, molecular function: ubiquitin protein ligase activity. The transcript is spliced from 9 exons. Bases 207 to 1082 code for a protein of 291 amino acids. The record is from RefSeq and is a predicted model, not a curated record. NCBI's taxonomy places the organism in Eukaryota, Metazoa, Chordata, Crocodylia, Alligatoridae. Gene Ontology annotation, cellular component: nucleus.
AAUCGUGGCGACGCGGAACCCGUGGGCCGCGCUCCCUGUUUCCUCUGUCGGAUUUAUUUUCCUGAGGGCCUCGCUCGGGGCGGGGGAGGUACGGGACACUUCCGGCUGUUGCCAUUUCCGGUUGGCAGGGUAGGUGGCAGGGCCCUGGAUCUGGGAUCAACACUGCAUCCCUCUGCGUUUCUUUCCCUCGGGGACUCUGAGUGAGGAUGACCCGCCAUGGCAAGAAUUGCACCGCAGGGGCUGUUUACACCUACCAUGAGAAAAAGAAGGACACAGCUGCCUCCGGUUACGGUACCCAGAAUGUGCGGCUGAGCCGAGAUGCCAUCAAGGAUUUUGACUGCUGCUGCCUCUCACUGCAGCCUUGCAAAGACCCUGUGGUCACCCCUGACGGGUACCUUUACGAGAAGGAGGUCAUCCUGGAGUAUAUCCUGCACCAGAAGAAGGAGAUUGCCCGACAGAUAAAGGCCUAUGAGAAGCAGAAAAAUGAGAAGAGAACAGAGCUGGAGGAGCUGAGCCGGGCGGCUGAAGAGUCCAAGGUGAGGGGCUUCCUAGACAAGGAGAUGAGCAUCAUCAGCAAGCCGCUUAACCCCUUUGAGCGCAAAGCAGGGGAUGCCCAGCCUGGCACCAGCAGCAAGGACAAGGACAAGAAGCUUCCCAGUUUCUGGAUCCCUUCACUGACGCCUGAAGCAAAGGCCAGUGUCCUGUGCAAACCAGACAAAUGCGUGUACUGCCCCAUGAGUGGGAAGCCCCUUAAGAUGAAGGACCUGACACCCGUGUGCUUCACCCCUGCUGACCCCUCUGUGGACCGGGUGGGGCUGAUCAACCGGCAGGACCGCUACAUCUGUGCUGUCACCCAUGAUAUGCUGGGCAACUCGGUGCCCUGUGCUGUGCUCCGCCCUUCGGGCGCGGUGGUGACUCUGGACUGUGUGGAGCGUCUCAUUCGUAAGGACAUGGUGGACCCCCUUAAUGAGGAGAAGCUGUGUGAGGAUGACAUCAUUGUGCUGCAGCGGGGUGGCACCGGCUUUGCAGGAUCUGGGGUACGUCUGGAAGCCAAGAAGUCCCGCCCUGUCAUGCAGGCUUAGCCCCACCCCUUCCUCCUUGGGGGUGAGGCCUAUGCACCUUUCAAAGCCAUGGGGGUGGGGGAUGCCAUUGAUCUGGGUGCUUUCCUCAGGUCAGGUAAACGGUGGCAGGUGGGGAUGAGGCCUUCCUAGUGCUGUGGGCAGGAAGGAAGCAGAAAGAGGCAAUCUCAGACCUCUGCUCACUGUCACUUUUGUAUCGUAGCUGUAAAUAAAGACACUUUGUGUGUG